Molecule: messenger RNA, 1687 nt
Organism: Suillus discolor
Lineage: Eukaryota; Fungi; Basidiomycota; Agaricomycetes; Boletales; Suillaceae
Product: cytochrome P450
Exons: 13
Coding region: 54-1568 (504 amino acids)
Molecular function (GO): oxidoreductase activity, acting on paired donors, with incorporation or reduction of molecular oxygen; monooxygenase activity; heme binding
Source: RefSeq, a predicted model, not a curated record
GUUAGCUUUCUGCACAACCCACCCCAGCAUCGUAUCCAGUUCGCAACGUGGAGAUGUUGUUCCCCUAUGUGCUCGCCGUAACCGCCUUGCUGCUACUGUAUCUCCGGCCCUGGUCAAGGAAGUCAGCUGGGCUUCCCCUUCCGCCAGGACCACGUUCACUGCCAUUCCUUGGGAAUGUCGGUGACAUUGAUAUGGUGCGCCCAUGGCGUACAUAUAGUGAAUGGAAGGCGAAAUACGGUCCCAUUGUAUCAUGUCGUCUGAUCGGCCAGACUGUCAUCAUAAUCAACUCUGAGAAAGUUGCACGGCAACUCCUUGAUCAGCGCUCAGCGAUAUACUCUGACCGUCCCGCAGGUCCUGUGCCCAAACUUUUUGGCAUAGACUUUAUCACCGCGUUUCUUCCGUAUGGGGAUACAUUCCGGCUUCAUCGACGAUUGUUUCACCAAGCAUUGCGCCCCGACGCAGCAGAUUCUUAUCGAGAUCUCUAUUUGGACAAAGCUCGCCAGCUGUUGUCCAACCUUCUUGGCUCUCCUGAGGCGUUCGAGAAGCACCUUUUCUUGUAUACAGCUUCGAUCAUCAUGUCGGUAACUUACGGAUACGAUAAAGUCUCUUGGGAUGGACCUCCGAUUACAUCUAUCGCCAAACUUGCGGAGUUAAUAAAUGUUGGCAUUCAACCAGAAAGAAGUGCGAUACUGACGGCAUUCCCUAUACUUACGCGACUACCUCCCUGGUUUCCGGGUGCGUCAUUCCAGCGUAUCGCGCAGCGUACGCGGACGCUGGCACUCGAGUCUAUGAACGAACCAUUUGAAUUUGUAAAAAGGAAUAUGGCUGCCGGAAAUGCACCAAAGUCAAUGGUAUCGGAUCUGUUGAACGAAAUGGACGGGGAAAAGCACGCCUAUUCAGAACAGGCAGUGAAACAAGUUGCCUUAACUGUCUUUGUUGCUGGGUUUGAUACGAGCUCUUCCACUUUGUCUUCUUUCAUACUAGCAAUGGUUUUACAUCCUGAGGCUCAGCGGCUCGCUCAACAAGAAAUUGAUUCUGUCGUUGGCAUUGAUCGGCUGCCAGAUUUUUAUGACCGACCGUCUUUGAAGUAUGUGGAGGCUGUUUUUCGGGAAGCCAUUCGUUGGCAUAUCGUUGCACCAGUUGGUCUUCCUCAUGCAACAUCAAGUGACGACGUCUUUGAGGGCUAUUUCAUUCCAAAAGGCUCUCUCGUUGUGCCUAACAUAUGGGACAUGUCCAGAGAAGGACACGAUGAUCCUGAUGUUUUCAGACCGGAAAGGCACUUUGCAAGUGACGGGACACUUUUACCAGACACGAUAGCAGCCAAACCUAUGUGGGGUUUUGGAAGGAGAGGGUGCCCAGGGCGUUUCAUCGCCGAAGCUGCGACGUGGAGUGCGGCGGUGCAUCUCCUUGCAGUGUUCCGGAUAACGAAGGCAGUGGAUGAAUCAGGGAAAGAAAUUGAAGUGAAAGAAGAGUUCACCUCUGGAGUGGUCUGCCGACCCGUGCCGUUCCAGUGUUCUUUUGUCCCCCGAUCAACGGACAGGGAGAAGGCAAUCCGCUUGGGCGAUUAAUCUUGGAUGGGGGCUGGGACCUGAUUAUUCUAGCGAGUUAGUUAGUUAUGUAACUUGUAGUAACUCUUCGCGAUUAUGUAUUAAUUACAUUGUACUUGAUUACUUUUCGUAUGUAGCUA